AUGGCUGCCUCCACCCUGUCCGUCUGCUCCAGAGACCUGAGCUACGGCAGCCGGGUCUGCCAGCCCGGGCCCUGGGGCUCUUGCCCUGACUCCUCCUGGCAGGUGGACGACUGCCCAGAGAGCUGCUGCGAGCUCCCCUGCUGCGCCCCCAGCUGCUGCGCCCGGAUCCCCUGCCUGACCCUCCUCUGCACCCCAGCCAGCUGUGUGUGUAGCCCCUGCCAGUCAGCCUGCACCAGCCCCUGCACACCCUCCUGCUGCACCUCCUGCCCCUGCCAACAGGACUGCUGUCUGCCCAUCUCCUGCACACUCAUCUCCUACACACCCGUCUCCUGCACACCUGUCUGCUGCAAGCCCAUGAGCUGUGUGCCUAUCUGCUCUGGGGCCUCCCCCUGCUCAGACCCCUCAUGCUGCCAGCAGUCUAGCUGCCAGCCCUCCUGCUGCACCUCCUCCCCCUGCCAGCAGGACUGCUGUGUGCCCAUCUGCUGCAGACCUGUCUGCUCUGGGGCCGCCUACUGCCCAGCCCCUUCGUGCUGCCAGCCCACCCCCUGCCCCCCGUCCUGCUGCAGACCCUCCUCCUGCGUGUCCCUCACCUGUCGCCCCGUGUGCAGGCCCUCCUCCUGCAUGUCCCUGCUCUGCCGCCCCGUGUGCAGGCCCGCCUGCUGCGUGCCCGUCUCCUCCUGCUGUGCCCCCGCCUCCUGCCAGCCCAGCUGCUGCCGCCCGGCCUCCUGCGUGUCCCUGCUCUGCCGCCCCGUGUGCUCCCAUGCGGCCUGCUAUGGCCCCACCUCAGCCCAGAAGUCCUGCUGCUGA
Molecule: messenger RNA, 807 nt
Organism: Diceros bicornis minor
Lineage: Eukaryota; Metazoa; Chordata; Mammalia; Perissodactyla; Rhinocerotidae
Product: keratin-associated protein 10-7-like
Exons: 1
Coding region: 1-807 (268 amino acids)
Cellular component (GO): keratin filament
Source: RefSeq, a predicted model, not a curated record